This is a messenger RNA of Protopterus annectens (West African lungfish), 2120 nucleotides long. RefSeq lists its product as uncharacterized. The transcript is spliced from 5 exons. The coding region runs from base 338 to 1237 and encodes 299 amino acids. The record is from RefSeq and is a predicted model, not a curated record. Lineage: Eukaryota; Metazoa; Chordata; Ceratodontiformes; Protopteridae.
AUGGAGUUACCGAUUAUUCUUUUAAGUAUUUAUCUCUCUCUCUGAAUUUCCCAACAGAUGCUGCAAAUAAGAAAACUCUUCCUGAAGCAACAAUGAGUUUCUCUUCUGAAAUUCCAGCAGUAGGACAUUUAUCUGAGUAUCUGGAUCUACCACACCAAGCUUUCUUGAAGUCCCAGAAUCUACAGGAAUCCAACAUCCAGUAGGACUAAAAGCCUAACAUUUUCAGACAGGAUUAUUUGUCAUUUUUUUUCUGUUUAUUACAUAAAGAAUUCAGUUGCACUGUUACACGGGACUACAUGUUUGAUUUGGAAUCUAAAGGGAUCAAAACCACACCUGGAUGACCACAAUCCCUGAUGAACUUCCCCCAGAACUGAGGAAGGGACAUCAAGUGUCAUCCUAUGAUGAAGUCAUUAACCGGUUUCAGACUACUGCAGCUGACUCGUAUGACAGGAAGACCCUCAGGGGUGUGGUCGCUCAACCUCAUUAUCCUAAACCUCCCCCUCACUGGACAGUGGCUUACACAAAGGACCUAUCAAAUAAGCUUAGUGAGCAUGCUUGGAAGACCCCUUUGACCAUGGGACAUCAAACAAGUGAAAUGAAAGCCAAAUACACUGAACAGCCUGCUUUGUUUCCUGGUGCAACAUUCAACCCUGGGCCUCAGCCAUUCGGCCUGGCAACCCACCAUGCCAUGGAGCAUUCCAAAAACCUGUCUGCCAGCAUGGAUGGCAAAUCAUUGGGUAGGCCACAUCCAUCCUACAUCUGGGACAAACCAGUUUUGGGUCUCAACAACAUAUACCUGACAACUACUAGCAAAGACAUCAGACCUUACAAAAAGGAAGAACUUGAAGGAUAUCCCAAAAAGGACAUUCUGACAUACUGGCAAAGUGAAGACUACCCUAAAGCUUGGGGCCAUGGACUUAAAGACAAUCCAUUCUCCAAAGAGGCUCAGCAGAUUGGCAGAAAUCCCCACUCCAUGCAGGACUCUUUUCCUACUACAAUAAAAAUGCCUCGGGUCCCUCCAAGACUACCACCUGUUCCUCACCGUGGGCUAAAGACACUGGUACAAGAAAGCUAUCAGUGGCCUGCAGAUGUUAAGAGGAAGCAAGAUGUAUUUUGCCCCAUUGAAACACCCUGGACAAUCCCUCAUGAGGGACCUCUCACCUAUAUUAUGUCUGUACCUAAAAUGUAUGAGACAGAGUAUCAGACGUAUGGAAGUAGCCGACCUGUCACUGUAUAAUUUCCAUUUAUAUUUUUUUUCAGACAUCUGUUUAGGAAAAAGAAAUGCAUUUGUUGGAAUGUUUUGCUAAAAUGCUAAACCUUCUGUUAUGCACACUAUAUGAUGUAGACUUUUUCCAACACACACACACACACACACACACACACACACACACACACACACACACACACACACACACUGCCUUUGCUAGUAAAGAGCUGAAGCCUUUUUGGUGUCCCUUGCUCAGCUGAGAGAAUCUUUCCUCACAAUCUUGUUACUGCUUUACACACAUGAUGAGUACUGAGCUGCAUUAUAUUUUACAUGUAUGUGUCACCCAGUCAUUUCACUUAAUGGCAUUAUUCUUUUCAGUACUGCACAUUAGGAUCUAGACCUUGCCUGUCAGCUGUCGCAUAGUCAGUGUUUGUGUCUCCAGAAUUUUUCCAAUAUCCUUUUUACAUAAACCCAUUAUUAGACUAUAUAAAAUAUUUAUCAACACAGACAUACACAUAUGCAUACUACCUAAAAUGCAUUCUAUAUUUAUGUUUUAUUAACUAUCCUAGUUACAUAGUUUCAUCCACUAAUUUACUAAAUUACUCAUGAUAGCUAAAUUGUGUGUGACUGAUUAAUGUGUACCAUUAAACAUGAAAACUAGAAGUGCAAAACAGUUCCACUUCUUUUAUUUUUAGAUAAAGAAAAGUCCCCUUUGGCUGGCUUAACAGUCUUCACUUUGUAAUAUCUCAAUCAGCGAUUUUAAAAGCUGCAGUAUCUGGUAGUGAUUAAAAUUAUUUUUUAUGAGAUGCAUGUUAAUUAGUAGUAAGUACAUUUGUGAUACUGGAUUUGUCAUCUAUGUAUGCAUGUAUCAAAUUUUAACCAAAUAAAGACAAAAGAAGAAACUUGUGCCCAA